This is a messenger RNA of Clarias gariepinus (North African catfish), 1911 nucleotides long. RefSeq names its product formyl peptide receptor 2-like. The coding region runs from base 488 to 1519 and encodes 343 amino acids. The record is from RefSeq and is a predicted model, not a curated record. Gene Ontology annotation, cellular component: plasma membrane. The transcript has 3 exons. NCBI's taxonomy places the organism in Eukaryota, Metazoa, Chordata, Actinopteri, Siluriformes, Clariidae. Gene Ontology annotation, molecular function: G protein-coupled receptor activity; complement receptor activity. Gene Ontology annotation, biological process: phospholipase C-activating G protein-coupled receptor signaling pathway; positive regulation of cytosolic calcium ion concentration; inflammatory response.
GACAACGGGCUCCUUUUUUCCGAUGCUACAGUACCAUUGGGAUAAGAAGUUAUGGAAAAAGUAACUGUUCUGGGGGGAAAAAAAGGAUCAUCUAGCAGGAUCAUUGUAUCCUUAGGGCUGAGGGUAGUAAUAAUAAAUAAUAAUAAAAUAAAAUAAAAAAAACAGGCUAUGUGAUAUAAACAGCAAGUGCAACAAUAGGAGUCUAUUCUUCUAUUAAAAACAUUAACAUUAAACCCAGCUAGGGUUUGGGUUCCCCUUGUGCCACCAGGGCAGCUCUGUCCCCUUGGGUCAUGACUCUACAGGACCUCUGAGUGCACUGUGCUGUCUGGUAGCAGGACCUUGACAGUGAAUCCUUUGGGUGUUGUUGGUUGGUGGUGAAGCCACUGUGGAUCAGAUUUGUUUGACAGAUUUAUCAGACUGGUAUCUGCGGAGUUUGAGGGCCACGUCGGUCCAUUCUGCCUUUGGUCCUCACAGACAUAGCAGCAGAAUGGCUUCUAACAACAGUGUUAACCUCCUUUCUGGUUCUGAAUUCUCCAGCAAAAAUGACAAAGCUACAUUGGACAUUGAUGCUAUUAUGGAAAACAUCACUAUUGUCUUUUACACAAUCACUAUCCUUUUCGGAACCACAGGGAACGCUGUGGUCAUCUGGAUGUCUGGAUUCCGUCUAAAAGCCAACGUCACCAAUGUGUGGCUGGUCAACUUGGCUGUGGCGGAUUUGAUUUUUUGCCUCACUCGUGUUACUUCGUUGAUUAAGAAAGUCUUCUAUGAAUAUUGGCCCUUUGGCACCUUUGUGUGCAAGUUUAAUGGAUUCUUCAAGUACACCAAUAUGUUCUGCAGUGUAUUCCUCCUGGCUGUCAUUAGUCUGGAUCGGGCGCUUUGCGUUUGGAAACCAGUGUUCACCAGGCGGCGGCGAACUCUGUGUGCAGCUAGACUCAUCAGUGUUGGGGUUUGGAUCGUGGCGAUCGUCUUCAGUGUACCAUACUAUGUGUACCGACAAGUAUAUAUAAGCAAGAAAAACGUGACCAAGUGCUCCAUGGAGGUGCCGCAAUUAACUGAAGAUGACAACAGAGCUAAACUGGCCUUGUACAGCAUUCGCUUCUUAUGUGGCUUUUUGUUGCCCUUCCUCAUCAUCCUAACCUGCUAUGUAUUAGCUGGUUUAGGGAUACGCCGAACACGUAUCCUGCACAAAUCAAAACCCCUCAAAAUUCUUUUUGGUUUGGUCUGUGCCUUCUUCCUGUGCUGGGGGCCUUACCACUUCUUCCUUUUGGCCAAGAUGGUGGAGGGCAAAAGCCAAGCAGUAAAAGUAGGACUACCCAUAGCUAAGUGCGUAGCCUACUUUAAUAGCUGUGUAAAUCCACUUUUGUACUUCUGUAUGGGGCUGGACAAGAGGCUUCGCUUUAAACAAAGCCUGUCUCGGGUUUACGCUAGAGCUCUAGCCGAAGACUGGGAAGGGCAGUCUAAGGAACAGACAGGUUCAGGAACAGUGGAUGACAGUGGGAGUGCAUUUCCAGGGAAGUAAAUGUCUGGAGGAGUAGCUAAUGUUGAAAAAAAAAAAAGCUGUACAAUAAUUGCUCGAGUUCCAUUAUACACUGUAGCAAAUGUUAAUAAAAAGACAUUUAUGUUAACGUUAGAUUGCUAGUAACUACCAGAACUCAUUAUAUUCAUUAAUACUAACAAAUGUUAAGCUAGUAACCCAUAAGUACUGUUAACAAGGUCUAUUAACACAUGUGCAUCAUCUAGCAAGAAUACACAUGAAAUAGACCGCAUGUGCAACUAUAGAGCUCUAACUGUUACAUUAUAGCUUAUUAAAGGGUAAUCUAAUUAUCCUCUAACAAGUGGUCAUUAUUCUAAAUGUCCAAAUAUUUAUGUAAAUUUCAUUGUUUUUAAUUUAUAAGCUUUUCGCUUUCUUUU